GUACAAAUCUGUGAAACAAAAGUAGAAAUUAGCUACAAAAAUUAGACAUGUGUCUAUUCCAAAGGUUGUGGUGUCAUCCUUGAAGGCUUGAACCCCUCUGCAAAUUUGAUGCGAUUAUCAAACUACUACUCCGUAUAUCAGUCUGUCCAAAAAAUGUCCCCCUCACUCUAAUUUCACAUCCCACAUUCUCACAUAAUAUAAGGAAGAAGAUUCAUUCAAAAAUGUUGAUAGGUUUAUUGAGUAUUCAAUCAAUCAUGGAUUUAGUGUUGGCUGGCAUUUCAUUGAUGAUUGGUCUUGGGGUUUUCUGCUUCAUUGCGUCGAUUCUUUGCUCCGCCGCCUUUUUUCAGCAUGCCAAACUUGUUUCUGCUUAAUUUUAUCAAUUCCCAGUUUAAUCAGGAUGCUCUUGCCUUUUCUGGAAUGCCUCUGGACUGAAUGUGCUUCAUCUUUUCCCAUCAAGUGUAUCUUUUUUUUUUUGGUUGGACUUAUGUUGUAGAAUAAUAUAGAGUGAAUACUAGGCGCACCUCUUCCAAUAAUGUGUGAAAUGCUGCAUGAAGAUAUGCAUGUCUUUGUAAAGGUUUGUACAAUUAUAAUUGUGAAGUCGUAUCCUGUAAGGAAGUAUGGAUGUACGGACGUACUCAUAUGUAGUCCAUAACUUCUUUUUUUUUUUUUUUGGCAGAGUUGAAA
This is a messenger RNA of Spinacia oleracea (spinach), 684 nucleotides long. RefSeq lists its product as uncharacterized. Lineage: Eukaryota; Viridiplantae; Streptophyta; Magnoliopsida; Caryophyllales; Amaranthaceae. The record is from RefSeq and is a predicted model, not a curated record. The transcript has 2 exons. Bases 222 to 371 code for a protein of 49 amino acids.